Messenger RNA from Saccostrea cuccullata (small rock oyster), 822 nucleotides. RefSeq lists its product as uncharacterized. The coding region runs from base 1 to 792 and encodes 263 amino acids. Gene Ontology annotation, cellular component: membrane. Gene Ontology annotation, biological process: immune response. Gene Ontology annotation, molecular function: tumor necrosis factor receptor binding. The record is from RefSeq and is a predicted model, not a curated record. The transcript has 4 exons. Lineage: Eukaryota; Metazoa; Mollusca; Bivalvia; Ostreida; Ostreidae.
AUGGGAAGCCAUCCAAGCGAAUAUAAAAACAGGAUUCUGCUAAUUUUUUUCUUGGUCAAUGUAUUGCUGUUAGGGUUGAUUUUAUGUUGCGUCAUCCUUCAGAUCGUUAGGGACAGCUGUGAGGGGAAGGAUGACCCCCGGGAAAAUGUACCUGUUGCCACACCAGCUCUAGAGGACGUGAUUUAUUCGUGCUCAUCAUGCGUGUCUAUGAUAAAAGUCGAGGAUGCAGACGUUUUGCAAUUGAACACGGGGAAUUCCUCUUACAUAUGUUGUAAAGCAAUCAGAAAGGACAUCAAAUUAGAGGUAGCAAAUACAGGUCAACUUUUGGAGGAGUGCCGCACCAAAGCUGGUGAUAACACUUCUAUUGGGGCACUUCUGUAUAUCAACCUAGAUGAAUGCAGCAAAGAUGAGCCAGGAUUGCACUGGUCCCACGGAACAGGAUCCUCUUAUAUAAAGGGUGGCAUAAUAUAUGAGGACAUGGUCAAAUAUGGCCGACUUAUUGUCCCGAGUGAUGGAAUUUACGUAGUCUACAGUUAUAUACAGUUUGACUCUUACACAGGGGAGAGCACCCUGGACAGGACAAAGCCAGCCAUGCUUACGCUGUAUAAAAAUGGAGGUGAACUGGUGCAUAUGAACAAGUUCAUGCUGCGGAAACAUAGCUAUACCACAAGUCAAGUAGGGCCAAUUUUUGUGCCCUUAAAGGCGGGCGAUAAAAUUCAUGCUGCAGUUAGCAAUUUAAAGAUAAUCUAUAACGAUCCACAGUCAAGUGUUUUUGGUAUUAAUAAAUUAUGAGUUCUCGUCUUGUUAAAAUAAAAGUCCAGU